Molecule: messenger RNA, 8605 nt
Organism: Cololabis saira (Pacific saury)
Lineage: Eukaryota; Metazoa; Chordata; Actinopteri; Beloniformes; Belonidae
Gene: stx1a
Product: syntaxin 1A (brain)
Exons: 10
Coding region: 165-1028 (287 amino acids)
Biological process (GO): exocytosis; intracellular protein transport; synaptic vesicle fusion to presynaptic active zone membrane
Cellular component (GO): endomembrane system; plasma membrane; presynaptic active zone membrane
Molecular function (GO): SNAP receptor activity; SNARE binding
Source: RefSeq, a predicted model, not a curated record
GCAGAACACCGGCUCUGUAAAGUGCUCCUCCAUCCCUGAAUAAUCCGAACCAAACCGGGGAAACCUCCGCCUCCUCCCUCGGUCACAUCCUCCAGCCGGUCUCCGCCCCUCCACUCCAUCACCAAACACCCACACGGCGACGGGAGCAGGAGGAAGCGGCAACCAUGAAGGACCGUAUGCAGGAACUUCACCAUGGGAAGGAGACAACAGAGGAAGAGGAUGAAGUUGCUGUGGGGAUGGAGAAGGGCUUCAUGGAUGAAUUCUUUGAACAGGUAGAAGAGAUCCGAGGUUUUAUCGAGUCCCUGGCAGAGAAAGUUGAGGAGGUGAAGAGGAAGCACAGCGCCAUCCUUGCAUCGCCCAAUCCAGAUGAGAAAACUAAAGCAGAGCUUGAGGAUCUAAUGGCGGACAUCAAGAAGUUAGCCAACAAAGUUCGCUCUAAAUUAAAGAGUAUCCAGCAGACUAUUGAGCAAGAGGAGGGGCAGAACAGGUCAUCAGCUGACCUGAGGAUACGUAAAACACAGCACUCCACACUGUCCCGAAAGUUUGUGGAGGUCAUGUCAGAGUACAACACCACCCAGUCGGACUACAGGGAGCGCUGCAAGGGACGUAUUCAGAGACAGCUGGAGAUCACUGGGAGAAACACAACAAAUGAGGAGCUGGAGAGCAUGUUGGAGAGUGAUAACCCAGCUAUCUUUACCUCGGGGAUCAUUAUGGACAACAUCACCCAGCAAGCAAUGAAUGAGAUCGAGACGAGGCACAAUGAGAUUAUCAAGCUGGAAAACAGUAUCAGAGAGCUUCACGACAUGUUCAUGGACAUGGCCAUGCUGGUGGAGAGCCAGGGCGAGCUGGUGAACAACAUUGCGCGGACUGUUAUGAACGCCCAGGACUAUGUGGAGGCGGCAAAGGAGCGCAUCCCAAAAUGCAAAAAGUUCAAAAAGACCAACAGACGGAAGCCGAUCCUGAUAGGAGGUUGUGUUGCAGUCUGUCUGGCCAUCCUCAUUAUUUCCCUCGCAGUGGGACUCAGUUAGGACCCGGAGAAACCCGGAGAAACCCUCACAAAGCAGACAGGGAGGGUUUGACCAUUUCAGUUUAAACUGCCAAUCAAACUAACUGCUCCUAUACUUCGAUGGGACUCUGUAAUGAGCCGUGAGGACUUUAAUUUAGUACUUAUAAAUAAAUAAAUACUGCUUGAUUGUCAGACCUGUUGAAAUAGGGGUUAGUACCUCAGAGGCUGCAAAACUGCCGCUAAAGCUUCAGCACUGCCCCGAUGGGAAGCAGGUCUUUCACUUUCUUUCAAAUGCUUUGAUUUAAAAAUUCUAAACAACAAAAAACUAAGUUAUGGUUCUUGCCCUGGGAUCUUUGUACUGUAACUGUCUGUAACUUACUGUUUUCACAUUAAUAGAAGGACACUGGCUGAAAAAAAUGUAGAAUAUAAAGCCUUGAAAUGUAUUACAAGAACAGAAUAGAGCAGCAGGAGAACAGCACGCAGGAGCCAACACUCACCCCACGAUUAAAAACAUGUUUAUUACACUGUAGUGUACUUUAUACGUAUAAAAAGAAGUUUAACUAAAAGGACUGGUUGAAGCAUCUAUGUCUGGUUGCUUCCAUCUUUUAAGGCCGCACAAGUCGACAUCUGAAUGUCACACAAACUUCUGUCAUACUACCCAGUUACAUUGAAUUGGAAACGUAUAUGAAAUGUGAAAAAAUAAUUUGUGGCUGUAAUGGACUUCAAACAGUCAUUUUGAUACAAUUUUUCUAAGUAAAAAGGACCAUUGUUUGUCUGGAGGGAACCAAAUCACAGAAUCUCAUUAGUGGAAUGACAGUUUUGAGUCUUUACAGAGGCUUGAAAUAGUAUUUUAUCUUGACAUUGGUUAAAUGGACUUAAUGGAUAUUAAUUGCCAUUUUGCAGCAACCACAUAAUCCAUUCUCAUUCAAAACUGCUUUGAUUCACUUUGUUUUGGUCCUCAAUUUAAGUUUACCUCCCUCUCGCGUGCAUGUUUACAACUAGAUGGUGCCAAAUAUUCGUGGAAUAUAUUAAUAUUUACCAAGGCAGCAACAACUGAACACACACACACACAUUGUAAUUUAUAUGAACGCAUGCAAUACCAAUACCAAACAAAUUAACAAGCUCUGCAAAUAACCAAAGCAUAUGCAGACAGGUGACUGUUCCAGGGAUACACUGUCAGUGUGGCGUGAUGUUGAUCAUUGUUUCACUCCUAUUGGUGUCAUAAUUCCUGGAUACUGUUUUUGCAGAUUAGUGUCUUUAAUACAUAUCCUUAAUUAAAGAAACACUCAAAAUAAACACUUUUUAUUUUAUCUUACUUUAGAUGUUUAGAUGUUGCAAGUUUUUGCACCACAACUGUUUGUUUGAAUAUGCUGUAUUGACAUGCUUUUUCUUCCUUUUUUUUUCUUUAGUUGCAGCAUGUUUUGUUGUCUCUGCCUCUUCAAUGUUAAGCUGUUGUCGUUUUUGUAUGUGACAAGAAAAAUGCAGGAACCAAAGAUUUGUGCUUUAGAGACAGAAUUUUCCAAAGAAGUUACAUUCAAAUCUAUUUUUGUUUUGAUUCUUAACCGUAUUUUUUUUCUGUCAUAAUAAUGAUUUUAUAUACAUAUUAUUAUAUAUAUUAUAAAAGUAAAGCGUAUGUCAUAUUUCUAACAUGAUUUUCUCUGCUUUCCAUUUGCUGCGCUGGAUGUUUGUUUGUUUUUUCCCAUUUUGCUGUUGUUAACUCUCUGCAGAAGAAAAUUAUGAUCAUCAUAUGCUGUGUGAUUCUGGGAAUUGUCAUUGCUUCUAUAGUUGGAGGAACGCUGGCCUAAACCUCAGCUGCAGGCGCACUACCAGACACACACAAUCACAAGGCUACACACAGAGAACAUUGCAAAACCAGAACACAUUUUUAAUUUCACAUCUUUAAAUGCAACCUACUACAUGUUAAGCACAAGAUGCAUCACAUAAGGUGUAUUUUACAGACGGUGUACAGGGCCAGACGUGUUAUUGCAUGAGUUGCUAUUUUGUAAAUGUGUGGUGCUGGAAACUGUUUAUCUGGGUGUUGAGUGUUGUCAAAGAUAUGAUGUUUCUUGAACACAAAAGUUGCAAAAUGAUACGUAACGCUAUACAGUACUAAUACAUUACAAGUUUCAAAUAUGACACUGAUUUAUUUGUAAUGUCUGGUUUGUGUUGUACAGACAAAAGUGACAGGUCACUCAUCUGAAGUGUUUUCAGAGCCACUUUCUGCUUCUCUGCAUAUUGAUUUAUUUUAGCUUUUGUCGUCCCUUCAGUUUUCACUCUGAUGUCGUCUACCUCCCUUCAAAAGCCCUAAAUGGUUUAUUUGACUGUAAAUUGGUGUUUUCUAUUCGGUUACAAAGGGGAGCACACCAAAAAAAAAAAAAAAGGUAGCUGUACUCAUGCUGGGUUUUUUUCUUAUUGUUGUUGUUUGUUUUUCUGCUUGUUCAACCAUCUGAGUGCCAAAUUUGUUUUUUGAGGCAUUCCUUGUAGUUGAGUAACGCAGCGCUCCCAUAUUUAUUUUAAUCUGAUUCUUAUCAGUGUUGAGCAUGAGUUGUCAUGCUUGUGUCUUAAACAGCAUAUUUCCAUGUGUAGCUGCACAUUGAACGUGCUGAAUGUGAGCCAUUGCGUGAAACCUGAGUGCUUGUCAGCCACUUGUGUCUUUGUUUUGUAAACUGCUACAAAGCUCUCUAACACUGCCAACACGAUCCAGUCUGCUACAACACAGUCUAGCCUGGCUGCACUGAUAUUUUUUUGGUCUUAAUUAUUAGUAUCAUUAUUAUUUAUUAAUCAAUCUCAAGCUUUAAUUGAUGCAUAUUCUUCUGUCCAGCAAUUGUUUUUGUUAAUUUUCAUGAGUCUAUGGAAGUAUCAACAUGAAAUCAGAGUAGCUCGUCCCUGUAAGAGAUUUUCAUAUGUUUUUGAGGACACAUCCAAAGUGUACGAAGUGCAACUAUGUUACCGUGUUGCCUAAUCAACUUGUUGCCUUUGUGUUGUACUGUGAUAAAAUGGUUUAACAUGUUUAACUUGCUGGGUUGGUUUUUUUCAUUUGUUUGUUUUUUCAAGUAAAGUUUGUCUGGAAAAAUCACUUUCGUAUUUGUGCUUUGCUUUGCAGAGGUUGUGUAAAAGGAAAUGCUGUCAGCUUUGAACCUGAACCAUGUUUACCUAAUCGUGGUGACACUGAGAACACUGAUCAGCUGCAUCAAUAAACGUCUGAUACGUAGGAUUUAUUUAUCCAGCCAGAAAAAUUCACAAUGCACGAUUUCCCUCUCGUGAGAUGAGUCAGGUACUCUGGUUUCCACUAAUACAGAACGUCUAUUACUGCAUGGUGGGGGAAGGUUUUGCUCCAUUACUCAUACUGGAGCCGUCACCGUUCAAAACAGCAGCUGAGCAAAAUUUUUACUGCAAAGCUCAUAACAGUCAUUUACUGGCGUACCUACUCCACUGAAAGCCAUAUUAAAUGUCUUUAUCGACACUAGUCUGAUUGUCGCCCUGCCUGUGUCGCCUUCUUGUUUUUUUCUCAUUAUAUGCCCAUCUAAAGGUGUGCAGAGGCAGUUUCUUCUGAAGCCAUUGGUGCUGACCCCUGGAAAUCAAAAAACUUACACAGAAGGAUCCCACUAUUAUUUGUAUCAAAGAGGAUAAUCUUUAGGAUGGCUGGCCAGUCUGGGAUUUAGUGACAUCUGGAAGUAAAGUUUCAAAUUACAACAGAAUGAACCCGUUCAUAUGUCAGCAGUCGAUGUGUUUGUGGGGUUGUGUUCACUGACUUUCCCUGUUUUGGUACAUAGUGCAAACAUAUCUUUUCUUCAGCUUCCAGCAGCUGUUCAUCACAAACAAACCAGUCAUGACUGUUUUUUAAGCUUCCUUGACAUUUGAUUCAGUUCAGCACCUGUGGAUUCAUAGUUUUUAUCAUCUUCAUCUAAACUGCUUUCUUUCUCACUUCACCUCCUCCUGUCUUCUUUGUUCGUGUCUCGGGUCCGGGUCCUCCACUUCUCUGGUUUCUGUUGUUGUAAAUUAUAUUGAUACGGGACUAAAAAUGAUGUUAGUGACUCAUUAGCUGCUGAGGUCAGCAAGAAAAAUUACCUAAGCAUUUCACCAGAAAGAAAACGUAAUGGUGUCAAGAAUACUACAAAACAAAAGACUGCAGAAGAAAAGCAAAGUAAAAUCCGCCAGACCCUGAACCUAAACCCAUCUUCCAAAGGAAAGCCACCCGUCGCUUUCAGUAUCACUGUUUUAAUCAAGGUCUGUAUCUAGAUAUUUAAGUAGAAUAUUGUGGAGAGUUGUAUAUACUGAGGAGGAAAGGAAAAUGUAAUCAGUUUAAGGACAUGUCUAAUUUGUUACAACAUGGAAAAAGCUAAAAGGAUAAAAUAUAACACCCAGAUGAAAGAUGAUUAGAUUUUUUGAUUUGAUUUGAUUUAUUUUUGUAAAUUAGAUGACAAAAAAAUACUUCCAAACAAAGAAAUGCAAUGCUUUUAGUUUUCAAAUAAUGGCUUAAAACAAUGACAUAUAGUAAAAUCCAAACUAAUAUGCUCAUUGAUUGUCAAUAUAUCAUUUAAAAAAGCAAUGUAGUUCAGACCCAACACACAGACAUGUUAACACAUGGUUCUUUUAUAUGAAGUUCCUGUAAUUCAAAUACACAGCACUGAAGUACCAUACAGUAACAAACCACACAUCUUUCUAGCAAUCUGUCUUUAAAAUGUGAUUACAAAGCUGGCCUUGACAGCAAGUCCUGUCUUAGAGGCCUGGAAAGAAGUAGAAGUGCUUUAGUAGGGUGCUCCUAUCAAUGGUCGCCAUCUGCCUGUCGUCCCCGAUUUGGAAAUCUUCAAAACGUUGCAUGACCUGUGUAGUUGAAACAAUUUACAUCAUUAGGAAUGGCUUACACUGAAAAUAAAAUAGGUAACAUCCUUACUGAUGAUUAACUGUGGUGUUUGAUAUUACUUAUCAUCUGAAGACGUUAUACAGCAUGCACCGAUUUUUACACCCAUAUAAUAGUUUGUGAUAAAAAAACAACAAACUUUUCUGAAAAGCUCCUGAAUGUGAUCUUGAUUUGCAGAGCUGUCGCAUUGAUCAACGAAGAACUGGAUGAGGAGAGACCCUUGAUAUUUAUUUCUGUAAGACACUGUAUCUGCAGGGAAAAACAUGUAGAUACAGAUCAAAGAGUGAAUUUUACAGUUGAUCAUUGAUGUUUAUCUCCACAGUCUCAUAAGCUACGACAUGAAUAGAUAAUAAUCUAAUGAUGACUAUACCAUAGUAAAUUUGUCAUUGUACUGACCAGGGGUGCAGGAGAGAAGAGAAAUGAAGUCUUUUUCUUUGUGCACCGAGCGUAUACUAUCUUCAUCCCAGCCUUGUUCACCAACUGGCUGUGACACGUCAUCGCUAACGAACACGGAUCCUCUCUCCCCUAAAACAUACAGGCUUUUAAUGUUAAUAGAAUAAAAUUAAACCAAGAUAAGUUGUAGUUUGGUGUAUAAGUAUACAGGUAAUAAUCACCUCCUCUGCAGGCCUGGAUGAUGAUGAUCUUAGGUUUGUUCAGAAGUGCUGGACAGUUCUUUGAGCCCAAGUGUGUGUAAAUGUUGUUGAUGGGAAACCCGUUAUCAGAAUGAUUGACACCAAGAACCACUCCCAGCUUCCCAUGGGACAUGACGACCACAACCACACUGUCUGUCUCGCUUAGUUUGGGAUGUUUAGCAAACUUAAUAAAGGCCUUGUUCAUCCCCUUUGAGAACAGAGAAAUAUGAAGUCAUCAGUGGCGUUAUCACUAAAACAACCUGAAUGGAACAUGAGCGUGUAAAUGGUUUCCAUAAAACCCAGUACCUCUCCGGUGAGGUCCGUGUAUGUCACCACCUCAUAUCCCAGACUUGAAAGCUGUCUCUCCAUGUUCUUGUGGUCUACCUCGGCUCCUUUUCUGUUCAUUCUUGCAUUAGAAAACCUAAUAUUGGUGAUCAGCAAGGCUACACGAUUCCUGUGGGAUGUUUCGGUCACAGGGUAAACCUGAAAAUCCAAAUAAGACAUAUUUAUUCUUGUUAAAAAUAAACUAUAAGGGUGGAAUGAACUUUAUUACCAAUAGCUGAAUCUAUUAAACAUGAGAUAUAGUCUGAUGCUUCACUGACAUCUGGAUCAUUCUGUUUGCUGCGCCAGAACUCUUCAAUGGAGAAGGAUUUUGUUGGAAAACCCCGAAUCCUCGAGAAAAAUCCAUCUGGAAACAACAACCAACAUCAUUAGGCUUCAAGAGACGUUUUUAAAAUCCUCCCAUUUUUGCACCUGUGAUCAUAACAGUGUUGGGGUCGCCCAUAUGCCCAUGUGAACUCUGAACUUAUAAAUGUAUAUGAACAUUUUGUGAAUGUGUACAUUCAACUUUGAAACUGCUCAGCUGAAAAUCGGCUGUAAUGUGCCUCCAAAAAUGGCCGCCUUGCCAUUAACUACAACCCCCAGCAUGCCUUGCGUGGGGGGGGUGGCGCCUACAAGCGGCGCGCAUCCAAUCGCAACGAGGCACCGAUGACGUCACCGCAGCGCGCGUAGGAUCAAAACGCUGCGCUGCUCCUUCAUCUUUCUCUUUUUUCCUUCAUCAACCGGUGGGCCAGCACGUACUUUUGACUCCGGGCCAAGGUCCCAUCUUCCUUUCUCCCCCCGGCUGGGGGGAGGUGUAAGGCCCCCCCAUCGGAUCGGGCCGCUCCGUUGGACCUGCAGCCCGUUGAAGCCGCGGAGCCGCUCCCAUUAACUCGGUCUCAACUUUUCAUCCGGAGCUCCGACUCCUGCUUCACGUGUCCCCGGUCCCUGGGAGCUGGAAAGGGGGGGGAGCCGCUUCGAAGCUCGGCCCCGGCCCAGGGUGAGACCCGUUCCUCUGUUCUAACCUCUCUCUCUGCUCUUAAACUUCACCUGAAAGGACCUGUGGACAGCCUGCCCCGCGCAGAACCGAGACGCAUCCCGCCGCCCCGUCCGGGGCCACGCGCUCAUCAGGCCGACGGGCACCCGCACUCUGAAGAAGUGGACCGGCCCCGCGCGCACCCGAGACGACGUGAUAGCCUCCGGACCGGGGGGGGAGCGCCGGCUGCUGCCACGCUGCACCCCCGUCCUCUCGUGAUUCCAGAGUCAGGAGGAGGAGCGGGAGAGGCGGGAGGACUCUCUUGGAUCGGACUCUGACCAAAGACCCGGCAGGAACCCCUGGUCGGCACCCGGAGACCCGAGGAGGCGUGAGGUUUUGAGACCUGGGUGUAUGAGUUUAACUGGGAGUGUUACAGAGCUAAAUCUGUGUUCAGAGCUGAGAUUACCUCAGCAUCAUUAUCAUGACUGUUGUCAUUAAUGUGUAGUCACCACUGUCUGCUAGUCAUUCAUGUUUUAAAGCGCCGUUUCGCCCGUUGAUCACGGUUUAAACACCGGGAUCACCAUCCGUUCUAAUUGCACGUGGCGUGGUUACUGUUCCGCCAUCUUUAAAAUACCACAGGAGCCCGGCUUCUUUAAACACCGCAGCCAUGUUUUAAACCGUACAUGUUCGUGAUAUCAUUUUUAUUAUUGCUUUGAUUUCUUUUUCCAUUCCAUGCAUUUAACUGUCAUUUAAUUUUUAUUGAUUGUUGUUUUUCUAGUUAGUUAAUGGUUUUAUAAUACUUAAGUUCUGCC